Molecule: messenger RNA, 1605 nt
Organism: Astrephomene gubernaculifera
Lineage: Eukaryota; Viridiplantae; Chlorophyta; Chlorophyceae; Chlamydomonadales; Astrephomenaceae
Source: the annotation of a GenBank genome assembly
AUAGACGUCAUACCUUACCGCGCACGGGAUCAGGCUGGAUGUCCGAAGAUCCCAGAAGUUGCCUCUAGUCUUCUCCCCGGAAAUUAGGGCACAACCACAGACCGAAUGACAAUGCGCGAGAGUUAUUAAAACAAAUUCGCAAGAAGCGCCUUAGUCGAAUACCAUGGGUCAAUUUUACUCGCGUGAGUUCGAUGGCGACCCCUACAUUGACCUCAUGCGCUCGCUCCCGGAGCGGGAGCUUAUAUGGUGGGCCCAGAAGGUUAUCUGGCUAGCCGAGGGCUUCACCUUCGUGGACCACUUCACGCGCACCUACCCGCGCCUCUUCCAGCACACUUGUCCGCGCUGCAAGGGCGCCGGCGUGCUCACCUGCCCCACAUGCGCCGGCACCAAGGUGCCCCGCGGCGUGACACCCAGCCCCCGCAGGGCGGCCCUGGCGGCCGUGGGCGCAAACGCAACCUCCUCCGCACCAGCCCCAGCCUUGGCAGGGAGAGUGGAUAGAGGGGCCGGCUCGGCGCGGGAAAGGCUGCUAUCCGGCAAGCCUGCAGGCGGCGGCGGCGGCAGCGAGUCCGGCAGCUGCUGCAGCGGGGAGCACGCGGGCGGGCGGCUGGGCGAGUGCCGUACGUGCGGCGGCUCGUGCGCGUGGGACGCUGAGAGCGAGUGGAUGGACAAGUGGAACGAGUGGGAGGGGCGGCUGGCGUACUACGACAAGUCCACGGCGCCGCUGCUGGACGAGUGGUACGAGGACGUGGUGCACGCGGGCAACCUGGAGGAGGACACCCCGCCCCUGGAGGACGACCCGCCGGGGCCCGAGGUGGCGGGCGCCUGGGCGGAUGACGAGCGGCUGCUGGCCAAGGACAAGAAGCGGUUCGCGGCGCUCAUGCGGCGGUACGGACACCCGUACGACUCCGACCUAGUGCUGGGCUACCAGGUGGUUGACCCCACUGCCACGGUGGGCGAGAACGUGUGGAACCUGGCGCAGGCUCUCAACUCCGUGCCCCCGGAGUUGAACCCGCUGCGAACGGAGCACCUGCGGGGGGCGGAGCAGCUGGCGGCGGCAGGGGCGGGGGCGGGGGCAGCGGGGGGUGGGGAGCCGGCGGGGCCGCACCAGGCGUCGCUGGCGGCCCUGGCGGCGUUUGACCGGGAGAUCACCAUGGAGGCCGCCAUCAUGCAGAACCUGGAGGCGGCCGCGCAGGACCUGCCCAAGCCACACCGCUUCGGAGCCACUGCGGGCACCAUCCCCUGCACCGACUGCGACGGCGCCGCCUGGCAGUACUCCUUCUUCCCCAACACGCUGCGCCUGUUCGGCAUGGAGCGGCCCAGCUGGACCACCACACUGGCGCAGCUGAACAAGUACUGGAACCCCACCAGCCUGGCCGACCCCGACCGCACCGGACACAUGCUGCCGUACGGGGAACACGGCCUCCGUACACUGCUGGCCACCCCCGGGGGCAGCGACCCGCUGGAGGCCUUUGUGGGGCCCAAACCCAAAACCACCCGUCGCUACCGGCACGACCUGCAGCUGCUGGUGCAGCAGCCGCAGCUGCGGGACAGCCGGCUGAGGGUGGCCCCCGGGCUGCGCAACCUGGGGGAGCACCUGGACUGGGC